Nicotiana tabacum (common tobacco) is the source of this 1236-nucleotide messenger RNA. Its product is annotated as DEAD-box ATP-dependent RNA helicase 35. The record is from RefSeq and is a predicted model, not a curated record. Gene Ontology annotation, molecular function: nucleic acid binding; ATP binding; RNA helicase activity. Gene Ontology annotation, biological process: mRNA splicing, via spliceosome. NCBI's taxonomy places the organism in Eukaryota, Viridiplantae, Streptophyta, Magnoliopsida, Solanales, Solanaceae.
AGAAAUCGGAUCCCCCUCCUUUAGAAAAUCGUAUCCGCCCCCUUAUUCCCCUAUUCUCUCAUAGACAGACCCUCACUCUCAAACGAAAAUAAAGACGCUCAUUCUCACCUCUCAUUCAUGGACGCGCACACACACGUCUGAACACACACGGAAGAACGGACCUCGUAGUAUCUUAAACACAGCAACAGACCAGUUGUCUCCGUCCGGUCGCCGGAAUUUAGUUCCCUGCAAUUACCGAAUCUGAAAUUUGCUUCUCUGCAAUUAGCCACUUUUUUCGCUAUUGCUCAGACCACUCAAAUAUGGAGAUGGAGGAGGAAGAUGAUUAUGUUGAGUAUAUACCAGUUGCAAAGCGCAGGGUAAUUGAGGCGCAAAAGAUACUUCAACGCAAGGGGAAAUCUGAAGCAUUUGAAGAGGAAGAGGAGAAAAUAAAGCUGGUCGAGGCUAAGCCUAGUUUGCUUGUGAAGGCAUCUCAGCUCAAGAAAGAGCAACCUGAGAUAAGUCAUGCCGAACAAGUGUUUCAACAAGAGAAGGAGAUGAUUGAGCAUUUAUCUGAUAAGAAGACGCUGAUGUCCGUUAGGGAACUAGCCAAAGGCAUUACUUAUACGGAGCCUUUGCGCACAGGGUGGAAGCCACCAUUAGCCAUUAGGCGGAAUUCAAAGAAAGCUUGUGAUGCCAUUCGUAAACAGUGGCAUAUCAUCGUAGAGGGGGAUGAUGUUACCCCACCAAUCAAGAACUUCAAGGACAUGCGGUUCCCUGAACCAAUUCUGAAGAAACUCAGAGCAAAGGGGAUCGUUCAGCCAACCCCGAUUCAAGUACAGGGGCUUCCAGUCAUUUUAUCAGGCCGGGAUAUGAUAGGCAUAGCUUUCACAGGAUCGGGUAAGACAUUAGUUUUUGUGUUGCCACUUAUCAUGGUUGCGUUGCAAGAAGAAAUUAUGAUGCCAAUUGCCCCUGGGGAAGGACCUUUUGGCUUGAUUAUUUGUCCAUCUAGAGAGCUUGCUAGACAGACAUAUGAAGUUAUAGAAGAGUUUAUAGAACCUCUGAGGGAGAGUGGUUAUCCUGACUUGAGGCCUUUGCUAUGUAUUGGUGGAGUUGAUAUGAAGUCUCAAGUUGACGUUGUGAAGAGGGGAGUUCAUAUAGUUGUUGCUACACCUGGAAGACUGAAAGAUCUGCUAGCGAAAAAGAAAAUGAACCUUGACAAUUGCAGAUACUUGACGCUAGAUGAGGCAGACAGAUUAG